Molecule: messenger RNA, 1359 nt
Organism: Prunus armeniaca (apricot)
Lineage: Eukaryota; Viridiplantae; Streptophyta; Magnoliopsida; Rosales; Rosaceae
Source: the annotation of a GenBank genome assembly
AUGAUGGCGAACCUAGCCAACUCUGUGUGCUUGAAGCACUCCGUUUCUCUCUGGUUCCCUCAUCAAUCCCCAGCAGCUCACCGCUCUUCUUCAAUCGGAUUCAGAACCUUCCGCAGAAGCUACGUCGUUUCGUCUUCAUCUUUCUCCAAUGAGAACCGGGAGUUUGUGAUUGUUGGUGGUGGCAAUGCGGCUGGCUAUGCGGCAAGGACUUUCGUCGAACACGGAAUGGCUGAUGGACGCCUUGCGAUCGUAUCCAAAGAGGCCCAUGCUCCUUAUGAGCGUCCAGCCCUGACAAAAGGAUAUUUGUUCCCUUUAGAUAAGAAGCCAGCACGAUUACCUGGGUUUCAUACUUGUGUUGGAUCUGGUGGGGAGAGGCAAACACCUGACUGGUAUAAAGAAAAUGGGAUAGAGAUGUUCUAUGAAGAUCCGGUUUCAAAUAUUGAUAUCGAAAAACAGACCCUGACUACAAAUUCUGGCAAACUGCUUAAGUAUGGAUCACUGAUAGUCGCCACAGGAUGUACAGCCUCAAGGUUACCGGAGAAAAUUGGAGGAAACCUACCUGGUGUUCAUUAUAUCCGGGAUAUUGCAGAUGCUGAUGCACUAAUAUCUUCACUGGAGAAAGCAAAAAAGGUGGUUGUUGUUGGUGGUGGUUAUAUUGGUAUGGAGGUUGCUGCAGCUGCUAUUGGUUGGAACCUUGAUACAACUGGUGCCUCAAUUAAAAAUUUAGAAGCUGGUGUUGAUGGACGUGUAACAUAUGUUAAGCUUGACGAUGGAUCUACUUUAGAAGCAGACACAGUAAUUAUUGGUAUUGGCGCAAAACCUGCUGUCAGUCCUUUUGAAAGGGUGGGCUUGGAGUCCAGUGUUGGUGGUAUACAGGUUGAUGGUUUGUUCCGGACGCGUGUACCUGGAAUCUUUGCAGUGGGAGAUGUUGCAGCAUUCCCAUUGAAGAUGUAUGACCGUAUAGCGCGAGUUGAACAUGUAGAUCAUGCUCGUCGUUCUGCACAGCAUUGCGUUAAAGCUUUACUGAGUGCACAAACUGACACAUAUGAUUAUCUCCCAUCUUUCUACUCGAGGGUAUUUGAGUAUGAAGGAAGCCCCAGGAAAAUAUGGUGGCAAUUUUUUGGGGACAACGUUGGAGAGACGAUUGAAGUUGGUAAUUUUGAUCCCAAGAUUGCUACUUUCUGGAUAGAUUCUGGUAAAUUGAAGGGUGUUCUUCUUGAGAGCGGAAGUCCUGAGGAAUUUCAACUCCUUCCGAAACUUGCAAGGAGCCAGCCUAUUGUUGAUAAAGCCAAGCUUCAGAACGCAUCUUCAGUUGAGGAAGCACUAGAGAUUGCCGGGUCAUCGAAAGCUGCAGUAUAG